This is a messenger RNA of Soboliphyme baturini, 381 nucleotides long. NCBI's taxonomy places the organism in Eukaryota, Metazoa, Nematoda, Enoplea, Dioctophymatida, Soboliphymatidae. The record is from the annotation of a GenBank genome assembly.
AUGAUGGACAACGUUGGCCGACUGAUGCGAAGGAGUGCUUCGCGACUGAUCCGCCAAGACGAGUCCGACUAUAACUUGACGGUGGUACUGGAGGAGUGGCAGUUGCUGACCCGCGCCGUUAAGCACUGCGCCUCACUGCAGCGUAGGGCUUCAGAGUCGGUACUCAAAUGGUCGAUGAAUGAAGAGAGCCGUGCUAUACGCGACGUCGCCUUCCAGUUUAAUGAUCUCUUCCAGCUGUGGAGCGAUGCCCAGGCCACCUACGACUCGUCCCUGCAGGCGUCCAUUGGCCAGCUCGAGAAGAUAUUUUCUUGUAUCGGCGCUAUCCAUGAGGCAAAAAAACAGCUCGAACAAGCUAUUGAUAAAGAGCAGAAACUGAGGUAA